AUGGGUUACCUGCUGCAUACAGAAAGUGCUGGUCAUGUUCUGCCUGCUGGACAUGAGGUGAAGCUGGGCAUGACACUCCUUUUUGAACUUUUUCUUCUUCACGAGGCCAAUACUUACAUUGACCGCAUUAUUAUUAAAUUACCAUGGUAUUUAGAUGAGCAGAAGACAUAUGAGACACGUGUCCAUCUCCCACCUGAAUGUCUUGCUUAUUCAAACAUUGUUAAGACAAAUGGAGUUACAGACAAGGUAAAAAUAUCUGGACUACGAGAUGAUGGAUUCAGAAGUUCAUGUCUACUUCCAGGCACUCAGUCAAAAUGCUCCUUAGCAUCUUUUCAAGGGCAACCUUUGACCUCUUGGAGAGAUCCUGACACCCAUAAGGGAAGUAUUCCCACUGUUGUAAAGGAAGUGGAAAAGCAGUUUAAUGCUGUGAAAGGAAGGGAAAAGUGUGUGUCAAAAGAAACUGGGAGCAGAGAAGAGCUUAAAAUGUUUCCAUCAGGAAAUUAUCCUUGUCAAGUCAGCUCAGGUGAUUCAGAUAAAUAUGAUUUGGUUCCAGUGAAAGAAGACCAAGAUAUAUCUUACAAGCUGAAUCAAAAUGACCCAGAUGACCAACACUGUCAAGGCAAAUCAAUACCUGGAACCAAUGUAGCCGCAGGAGGAGGUGAAGCAUCUUCACAGAAUACUUCUUAUUUGGAUGAAUUAGAGAAGUACAGAUUCUCUGUGUGUUGCCACUCUGCUGUUGAAGUGAAAGUCUCCAGAAAAAUCAUAGAGCAUUUCCAUUUUGGGAUGUAUGGAGUUUUUGCAGAACUGGGACUGGCGCAGUGGCGUUCUUGGAACUUCUGGUUCAUUAUGCUGCUGAUAGUUUUACUCUGGUUUGUGAGACUUUAUCUGCAUUAUUGUAGUCAAUGGCUCUUUCUUCAAGCCAUCUCAGUUCCUGUUACAAAGUUCCAGCUCUUCCCGCAUACUGUGGACCUCUGCUAUCAGAACUCUUUGCUGCUUACCAGGGAAGAGUUGUCUAUAGUUGUGGUGGGACCUCUAACCUUGAAUGCAGUGAUGCUUCUUAUGGUUCUGAUCAGAUGGGGCUGUCAGCAACUGUUUGACUCAUUCCCUUCCUUCUUGUCAAAGUUUAUCAUGGCUAUGGGACUCUGGACAGUGCUAGACCCCUUGGCAGUAUUUGUAGUGGAUGUAUUCCUCGGGCGACUUACCUACAGAGCAGAGAAGCCCAUUGCUGAUGCUGCAAAGCUCUAUUGGCUCUUUUCAAGAACAGAGCAAUCAGGAAUUCCUGGUGCAUUGAUUACCGUGGUGCUUUACACAAUUUUGUUCAUUAUUUCAUCUACAGUAUUGUUCCUCUAUUUUCUAAGGCUGCACAAUGAAGGUUGGUUAAUAGAUGUCUUUAAACGCAUUCAUGGUGAAGAAGCCACAUUCUUCAUUCCAUUAGAUCUAGAAAUCUCUACUCAGGAACUGAGCUACAUCAUGAAAAAGGCUGAGCAAUGGAGAGGCAUCAGUGGAGAAAGACGAAAGGUGGCAGUGUAUGAUUACAUCUGGAAGGACCAUGCCAACAAGUCUGGUGUCUCCAGCUGUGACCUCCAGUGCCAGAAUGAAAUCUCCGAAUCUGAAGCUCGCUCAGGGGAGAUCACUGUCCAUGUGUCUAUAUUCACUGUUCAUCUCAGUGGCUUUCAAGAACUCUAUAGACAUUUCCUCAGACUACCUGAUGGGGCUAUUGUUGAGGCAUUUGGUGAUAUUAGUGGAGUAAGUCUUUUAUAUGAUGAAGUGAGCACAACCAUUCAAGAACAUGUAAGCGAAAUGGACAAUGUGCUGGAAACCUCUUCGGUUAUCAAGAGGAGGGAAAGAAAAAAGAAUACAGCCAGGUGGAAAGGGGCUCCUUUUGUCUCCUGCAAGAACUAAGUCACCAGGAAGAAUGCUCAGUUCAUUGCACUUUUUGCAUCCUGCGUCAUCUUCAUAAUCUGCAUCCUUAUCCAAUAAGACAUCCACUUCUGUUCACAGCUCCAUGUGCAUAGACCUGUAGUUGCUUAGUACAGCAAACACUGUGUGCAGAAACCUCCAGUUGUUUUCAAUGACUGGUGGCACAUCAGAUCCCAUAUAUAAACUGCAAAUACAAAUUCUGCAUUUGAGUUCCUCACAAAAUAUCAGGCUAUUCCUACUGGGAUCUCCAACUUCAUGGGCUUUAUUUGUAUCUGUUUCGUUGUAAAGGUGUGUGUGGGGGGGGGGGUUAUUGAUUUGCAUUUCAG
Pelodiscus sinensis (Chinese soft-shelled turtle) is the source of this 2246-nucleotide messenger RNA. NCBI's taxonomy places the organism in Eukaryota, Metazoa, Chordata, Testudines, Trionychidae. The record is from RefSeq and is a predicted model, not a curated record.